UGGCUGGCCGGUAGGCGAGCAGCCAAGCGGGCUAUCGGGCGACUUUCUUGUUCCGAGGACGGUGCUCCUGGUCGCGCCGUCUCUCUUUCCUACCUCCAUUACGCUUACUCUUCCUCUCUCUCCCCCUUGCCUCCCCGCCGCCACGUCUCGGUCAACUCAAUCGCGCUCCUCUCCCUUUCUCCCUCCCUCCCGCUCUGCCUCUCUCUCGCUCUCGCGUGCGCGCGCGCGCGCGCGCUCAUGCCGCACGUACCGUUGAGAGUCUCUCCCUUCCCCUACCGCGCUCUUUCUCUGCCCCUCUAUCCCCUCUCCCCUCCUUACCUCGAACGGAUCGGGCGAGUCCACUAGGCUUGCGAGGGGUGUCGGGCAGACCUCGUCUCUAGUCGGCCUCGAUCCGCAGAGUGCGUUAGACGCCGCGAGUCGAUCGCUCCGGUGCGCGUACGUUCGCGAGCAGUGGCAUACGUGAGUACGUCGUGGGGCCCGCGGAUGCCAUUGCGCGUUACCUGCGCAUAGCCGCGGCCCGCGGCAGCCCGUAUUGCGGCCGAUCUACCCGUUCAGCCUGGGACGCACUCGAUCAGCGUAUAUCCGUACGACGGCCAUGUUUGGUGUUUACGACGUGAGGGGGAGUCGCUGACGUCACGUACGAGCGAGCGAGCCGAACUCGCCCGAACGGCUACGGGCGACGGACGACGGGCGGCAGCAGCGACAGGCAGAAACAGCGACGACGACCGACAGCGAGGAGGAAAAACGUGCCGCGCCACGCCGGUAGCCCAUCACCACCACCGCCGCCGAUACGCGCGCGCUCGCGCACUGCGACGUUACGUCUCGCAGUCGUCGAAUAAGAGCGUCGACGGAGAAGCGCGCGACAGAGGGUCGCGCGUUUGUGUCGCGUGCGUGUACGAAACUGGAAUCGCCCGCCGCGCGCCGCCGUCCGGCGCCUCUUUUCCCGAUGGGACGCGCGAACACGCUCGCCGCCGCUACUGGCUUUUCAAAAAACAUCGCGCGCAUCUCCGCCUCCGCUCCCUCCGUCGCGCCGCUGGCGUUCCGCCCGUAGAGCGGUCGCUUCGCGGGGGAAAAAAAGGGAAAAAAGGAGCGGGAAUCGGGCGAUGUCGCGCGGCGCGAGUUGACUACGCGUCGCGACUGACAACGCGUGUCACGACGAUGCGCGACGCGGCCUCGCGAGCGAACUGACUCCGAGACACGGCCGCUGUGUAGGCACGACCGCCGCCACGUGGUAAUCGGCGCGCGUGUCAACACGCGUUUCCCGGCUGCACGCAGCGCGAGCCGGGGCCGACGAUCUAGCUCUUUCGCGCGUACGCCGCGACGCACGUGCCCGCGGUGAUCGCUGCCGAAGUCACGUGCGUGCGCGCGUGUCCGUGAUCGAUCCGCCCGUCGCCGGUGCGUCCACAUAUGGUGUUUCGCGGGGCUCCGCGCGCGACACGCAGACACAAGCCGCACGGGGAUCGUCCAGGGCGUCGGGAUUGAAAUUCGGCCGCCACCUGACCGCUGCGCCGAGUCAUGGAGCUGGGCGACAGGGUCUACGCCGCGGAGCGGAUCACGAAGAAGAGGGAAAAGCGGGGCAAGAUCGAGUACUUUGUCAAGUGGAAAGGAUGGAGCAAGAAAUAUAACACAUGGGAGCCGGAAGAGAACAUUUUGGACGUCAGAUUAAUCGAAUUGUACGAGGAAAGCCAAAAGAAUGCAGAAGUAGUAGUGCCCACCACCAGAAGGCCGAGGCGAUCUAGAUACAACGAACAACUGUCUAAUCUUGUUGUCGAUGAGGAGCCCGGCGGAGACGAAAGGGUGGGCGAGGACAGUCAGGAUGAGUCGACGACGGGCAGCACUUCAGGGUCCCGUUUAAAUCCAGUGGCCCCUGACGAGGACACAUUCCCAAGUUCCUUAGACAGCCAUGCGUCUCCGAUACCGUCGGAAGCGGUAUCGGAGACACCUGGCAGCGUCGAUUCCGAGAGUUCGAACAGCAGUACGGAUAUUCCGCUAAUGCCUAGGAAAGAACGUAUGAAAAGGAAGGCUGAAGUCCUUAGCCAAUCCGGCAAGAUCGGCGUGACAAUUACCACGAGCAGUCCCAGCAGUGGCAGUGCUAGCCCACCUCCGAGCAAACUUCCUCGGUUAUUGCCUUUGAAGAACAACCCCACAAAUCCGUCUUAUCACAGUCACAAAGCCAAUGGUCAAAAUCAAAGAAGGCCGUCGUCUUCCAAUAACGUGAAGUCGACACCGGAGGAGCCUCUGCCGGCAGUGCCGACGACACCAGCACCGGCGGUACAAGACAAAAAGCGUCCCGAAGCUGAUAUGCCCCCUGGUCCGCCACCCUCUCUUCCGCUUGCACCACCGGCACCGCUGUCUCCUGAGAUAGACACACCUUUGGAGCAGGUUGCAACGAAGAAGAGGCAGUUAUCGGAACAAAAACAGGACAAAUCGAACGCAGUCGCUACCGAGAAAGCCAACGGUCACAAAUCACCUAGCCCUACGGACUCUUACACCAAUAACAAUAGGUUACCCACUGUCGUGAACGGACACCACAGUCCUACCAAUAACAAUAAUAACAAUAACAACAAUAACAACAACAACAAUAAUAAUAAUAGUUCAAACGUCAAGCAGACCGAGAUUCCAAAAUCAGAUAUUUACGUGACAAAUCCCGGCACGGAUUAUUGGCACGCAAGGAAUCCCGUGGCGGAUCAAGUGUUUAUCACAGACGUUACCGUUAAUCUCAAGACCGUUACCAUCAGGGAAUGCAAGACUGAAAAGGGUUUCUUUCGCGAGAGAGAUCCUAAAGAGACCCUUUGAGCUUCAAGAACGAUAGCCA
Vollenhovia emeryi is the source of this 2815-nucleotide messenger RNA. RefSeq names its product polycomb group protein Pc. The transcript is spliced from 5 exons. The record is from RefSeq and is a predicted model, not a curated record. NCBI's taxonomy places the organism in Eukaryota, Metazoa, Arthropoda, Insecta, Hymenoptera, Formicidae. Bases 1516 to 2796 code for a protein of 426 amino acids.